Molecule: messenger RNA, 1680 nt
Organism: Psilocybe cubensis
Lineage: Eukaryota; Fungi; Basidiomycota; Agaricomycetes; Agaricales; Agrocybaceae
Exons: 6
Coding region: 1-1680 (559 amino acids)
Source: RefSeq, a predicted model, not a curated record
AUGUCCACAGCCACAGACUUCUCCGUCGUAAACUAUAUUUCGCUCAGCUCAAUCACUGAUAGCAAGAUUACCAACAUCAACCUUUAUACCUCUCGUGCACAAAUCACUCGAUCAUACAAGGUUUCUGUUGCGGCUGGCCAAACAAAAUUGACAUUGCUACAUUUACCCAAUGUUGUCGACCACGAGUCACUGAGAGUAGAGGGUCGAGGCUCUGCUAUCAUUCAAGGAGUAACCUCCUUCAAGGCCGAGAUGAAAGACCCCGACACAUCGUCUCCCUUACUCGAAGAGUUGAAUGUAAAAAAGGAACGGGCAAAAAACGCAUUAGAGCGCUGUAACAGGGCUCUGCAAGCCAUUAAUAAGUACAUGGGAAACAUCUCAAUUGAGCAUCUCGAUAUUUCCAAACUUGGCGAGGCUAUGGAAAUCUACGACACUACUGAAGAGAAAUGGGACGACAAGAUCAUUCAACUCAAGCGUGAAUUCGAGACUCUGGAGACACAGAUCACGGAAGAGUCAGACCGACUAGAAAAAAGCGGAGAAAAUAAGAAACUGCGUACGAAGGUUGUUAUGGGCCUCGUUGCAAACCAUCCUGCUGACCUGGAGAUUAUAGUUAUUUAUGCUGUAUCUCAUUCUAGAUGGGAAGCUGGAUACGAUAUUCGAGUCGACAUGCAGACGACGGGCGCUCCUGUUCAUGUUCUGUACAAGGCUGCCAUAAACCAGUCAACCGGAGAGGCAUGGGAAGAUGCUCCGAUCACUUUAGAGACUGCAUCCCCGACAUUUGGCCUUGAACUUCCUCAACUUGCGCUCUGGAAUAUCAGCUAUCAAGAACGGGCCAUUUAUAGUGGAAGAGGUCUAGGUCGAGGAGGUGCAAAAAGACACCGGAAGAUUAUCCGUUCGGAGGAUGAUGAGGACUUUGACCCAGAUGAGGUGUCAGAGGUAACCUCGCGAGGAAACGUCAACGCCACAUUCCGCGUUCCAGGUCUAACCACCAUCCCAAGUGACGAAGAAGACCACAAUGUAACCAUUGCAGUCCUCCAACUAAACGCCAAAAUUUCAUGGGUAUGCAUCCCUCAACGCGACACUCAGGUGCACCUAGAGGCACUCAUAACAAACUCGUCUGAAUAUACCUUUUUAAGCGGGCCCAGCAAUGUUUAUGUCGAUCAAAGUUUUAUCUCCCGUUCUGAAAUCCCAGGGGUCAGUCCUGGAGAGGUCUUUACCUGUCCUCUAGGCGUUGACCCAUCAAUUCGGGUAACAUACCAUCCCCAAGAGAAGGUCGCUUCUCAAACUGGAUUUUACAACAAAUCCCUCAAAUAUGCGUAUUCACAACGUAUUUCUGUGCAUAACUCUAAAUCUGUCCCUAUUGACGGGGUAAAGAUCAUAGACAGGAUUCCCGUCUCACAGGAUGCCGACCUCAUCGUUAAUCUCAUCAACCCAGGGCUUACACCUCCCUCCCUUUCUCCUGCUAGCUCUGCCACCAAAGCGAAGACCAUAGUGACGGUGUCUCCUGACAUCAUUGCUCAAUGGUGUGGUGUCGAAAAUCCAGGAUCCGAUGUGUCCGCUCUGGGAAAGGAUGGAAAACUUAAUUGGGUUUGCGGUGUGCCAGCAUACGGCAGAAUCAAUCUUCUCCUUCAAUGGGAGGUUAUCGACGCUCAGAAAAAGCAAAUUUAUGAUUACGGGCUGUAA